CUGCUGUCACCAUGGUGAUAUUUUCCUGGACGUUUGUGACUCUCUUGUUGGUGUCCUCUGCCUGGGCUGAAGAAGAGGUUUCCUCCCGGAGAGAUGUCCCUUCCAGAGAGCCGUCUGUGGGUGAACUGCUGGAGAGAGCCAACAGAAACCGCAUUCCUGAUGCUGAUGAGCCCGCCCUGAUUGGAGGAGACAUUGCCAUUAAAUCUGAAGCGGACAGAAAUGCUGACCCCUGCACCUCCAGAGGCUGUCUGUGGCUCAAGUACACUGACGGAAACGUCUACAUCCCCUACUACAUCGCCAACAAUUACUCGGCUCGUGAGAGAGCCAUCAUUGAGCGUGGCCUGCAGUCCUUCUCCUCCUUGUCGUGCAUCCGCUUCAGACCUUACCAGAACGGAGACCAUGAGUGGAUCAGCAUCGAGUCCAGGAACGGGUGCUACUCUUACGUGGGCCGACAGGGGGGAGCUCAGACUCUGUCUCUGGAUCGUUUUGGAUGUCUGUAUCACAGCACUGUCCAGCACGAGCUGCUCCACGCUCUGGGCUUCAACCACGAGCAGACCCGCUCUGACAGGGACAAUUACAUCAGGGUGCACUGGGACAACAUCAUGGACGACAUGGCCUACAACUUUUACAUCAUCGACACUCUGAACCAGGGCACUCCCUAUGACUACAACUCUGUCAUGCAGUAUGAGAGGUACGCCUUCUCCAAGAACAACUUGCCCACCAUGGAGCCCAUCCCUGACCCCAAUGUGAUCUUUGGCCAGGCCACUGAGAUGAGCCAGAAUGACAUCAUCCGCCUCAACAGGCUCUAUCAGUGCUAGUCAGCAGGGACCUGAUGGACCACAUCACAACACAGAACUUUGGUGAAUCAAAGUGGCAAUAAAUGUCAACAUAACAAUACAUAAACCAGUAUGUAGGCACAGUUCUGGUCAUUAAAAAUGUCCAACAGAACAACUCUUGAUUUCAAUAUUCUAAAAAAAAUGUCUAUUUGUAUACAUUUCUGUAAUAGAUCAAAGUGACAAGGCACUAGCAAGUAGAUACAAUAUGAACAAAUGUUCAAGUAUAUUGUCUGUAAAUAAAACAAUUAGAAAUGAGAGCAAAAAGAAAUGAUUAAAAUAAAAUGGACACGUCUAAUGCAA
Boleophthalmus pectinirostris (great blue-spotted mudskipper) is the source of this 1136-nucleotide messenger RNA. RefSeq names its product hatching enzyme 1.2-like. Gene Ontology annotation, biological process: proteolysis. Bases 12 to 818 code for a protein of 268 amino acids. Gene Ontology annotation, molecular function: zinc ion binding; metalloendopeptidase activity. The transcript is spliced from 8 exons. NCBI's taxonomy places the organism in Eukaryota, Metazoa, Chordata, Actinopteri, Gobiiformes, Gobiidae. The record is from RefSeq and is a predicted model, not a curated record.